This is a messenger RNA of Condylostylus longicornis, 495 nucleotides long. RefSeq names its product CXXC motif containing zinc binding protein-like. Lineage: Eukaryota; Metazoa; Arthropoda; Insecta; Diptera; Dolichopodidae. Gene Ontology annotation, molecular function: zinc ion binding. The record is from RefSeq and is a predicted model, not a curated record. Bases 1 to 495 code for a protein of 164 amino acids. The transcript has 2 exons.
AUGGAUAUUCCAAUUGGCUGGAAGGAUCGAUGCUUGUUUCUGCAUACCUCGUCAUCGGUACGUUUCCUAUUCGCUGAUCAAAAAACUGAAGAUGUGUUUGAUCCAACAGGACAGGAGACGAAAGAGCGUGUUACCGUAGACCCUGAUGAAGUGUUCGGUGUUGAUGGAAGCAGAGGCGUAGCAAAUGUUAUUAUCAAAUGGCCAGGGGCAAAAAAGCAAUCUACGCUUGCUAUACAGGAGUUGAAGAAAAUAACGCGCCACUCGUAUACUGCGGACGAUUCUGGAAAUUUCGUUCCAGUAAUCGGGUUCGAAUGUCGAGGAUUGGAACCAACUCGCUGCCACACGCCCAACAGUGGAUUUUCUGCGAAGGGAUUGAGCGGUCGAAAAUUCGAAGACAUUGAUUUGUCUCUCGAUGAAUGGUGUGACUACGAUGAAAAAAAAGAGCUUUCUGUUGGUAUUUACGAUGUUGAGUGGAAAUUUGAGAUAAGCCGGUAG